CGUGUGAGAGGACUAUGGUGAUUAUACUUAGUUUUUAUAACUUCAAUCAAAAGUUUGUUAUUUUACAAUAGCACCGGAGCGUGUUAUUGCCUCUCUGGCAGAGUUUGAAGAAGAAUCUACCAGAGUUUUUACUAUGAUUUUAACCGGAGUAGUUAAGAUCAUAUUGCUGUUUCUCGGCCAUCUGAGGGAGGUAAAAGCUUCAGAUCAGGGGACAGCGGGCAGAUAAAUCUGCAUUGAGGUAUGUAGCAGUUUUUAUUUUCUGAAUGGAAUUGAUGAGAAAAUCCUGCCAUACCGUUAUAAUGACAUGUAUGUAUACACUUCAGUAUUCUGGGGAUGGUAUUUCACCGGAACUACUCUGUUAAAGGUCUCUAAUCCUUUUAAUAAGUAUUUAUCAUGUUAAACGUUUUUGCUGGAAUGUAGAAUCGUUUACAUUGCUGAGGUACUGAGUGAAUAAAUAUUUGGGCAUUAAUUUCCACUUGGCAGUUGUUUGCUUUUAAUUGUGACAGUUUCGUUUCUCUUCACUGCUGUGUAUGAGAGGGAGGGGCCGUUUUUGGCGCUCUUUGCUACGCAUCAAAAAUUUCCAGUCAGCUACUCUUAUAUUUCCUGCAUGAUCCGGUUCAUCUCUGACAGAUCUCAGGGGGUCUUCAAACUUCUUUGGAGGGAGGUAUAUUCUCUCAGCAGAGCUGUGAGAAUUUCAUAUUGACUGUGAAUAAAAACGUUGCUCUGUAAUUUUUAUGUCAAAUUUAAUUAUUGUUAUUUUACUAAUGGGAACAAACCUUUGCUAAAAGUUGUGUUGUUUUAAAGUUUGAUGCUAUAACUGUUUUUCAGUUCAUUAUCUCAACUGUCAUUUAAUCGUUUAGUACCUCUUUGAGGCACAGUACGUUUUUGCUAAAAAAGAUUAUAACCAGGUUGCUAGUUAUUGCUAGUGUGUUAAACAUGUCUGACUCAGAGGAAGAUAUCUGUGUCAUUUGUUCCAAUGCCAAGGUGGAGCCCAAUAGAAAUUUAUGUACUAACUGUAUUGAUGCUACUUUAAAUAAAAGUCAAUCUGUACAAUGUGAACAAAUUUCACCAAACUGCGAGGGGAGAGUUAUGCCGACUAACUCGCCUCACGCGGCAGUACCUGCAUCUCCCGCCCGGGAGGUGCGUGAUAUUUUGGCGCCUAAUACAUCUGGGCGGCCAUUACAGAUAACAUUACAUGAUAUGGCUACUGUUAUGACUGAAGUUUUGUCUAAAUUACCAGAACUAAGAGGCAAGCGUGAUCACUCUGGGGUGAGAACAGAGUGCGCUGACAAUACUAGGGCCAUGUCUGAUACUGCGUCACAGCUUGCAGAGCAUGAGGACGGAGAGCUUCAUUCUGUGGGUGACGGUUCUGAUCCAAACAGAUUGGAUUCAGAUAUUUCAAAUUUUAAAUUUAAAUUGGAGAACCUCCGUGUAUUACUAGGGGAGGUCUUAGCAGCUCUCAAUGAUUGUAACACCGUUGCAAUACCAGAGAAACUGUGCAGGUUGGAUAAAUACUUUGCGGUACCGGCGAGUACUGACGUUUUUCCUAUACCUAAGAGAUUAACUGAAAUUGUUACUAAGGAGUGGGAUAGACCCGGUGUGCCGUUCUCACCCCCUCCAAUAUUUAGAAAGAUGUUUCCAAUAGACGCCACCACUCGGGACUUAUGGCAAACGGUCCCUAAGGUGGAGGGAGCAGUUUCUACUUUAGCUAAGCGUACCACUAUCCCGGUGGAGGAUAGCUGUGCUUUCUCAGAUCCAAUGGAUAAAAAAUUAGAGGGUUACCUUAAGAAAAUGUUUGUUCAACAAGGUUUUAUAUUGCAACCCCUUGCAUGUAUCGCGCCGAUUACGGCUGCGGCAGCAUUUUGGAUUGAGUCUCUGGAAGAGAACCUUAGUUCAUCUACGCUAGACGACAUUAUGGACAGGCUUAGAGUCCUUAAACUAGCUAAUUCAUUCAUUUCGGAGGCCGUAGUACAUUUAACCAAACUUACGGCUAAGAACUCAGGAUUCGCCAUACAGGCACGUAGGGCGCUGUGGCUAAAAUCCUGGUCAGCUGAUGUUACUUCUAAGUCCAAAUUACUUAAUAUACCUUUCAAGGGGCAGUCUUUAUUUGGGCCCGGUUUGAAAGAAAUUAUCGCUGACAUUACAGGAGGUAAGGGCCACGCCCUACCUCAAGACAAAGCCAAAGCUAAGGCUAGACAGUCUAAUUUUCGUCCCUUUCGGAAUUUCAAAACAGGAGCAGCAUCAACCUCCACUGCACCAAAACAGGAAGGAGCUGUUGCUCGUUACAGGCAAGGCUGGAAGCCUAACCAGUCCUGGAACAAGGGCAAACAGGCCAGGAAACCUGCUGCCGCCCCAAAGACAGCAUGAACCGAGAGCCCCCGAUCCGGGACCGGAUCUAGUGGGGGGCAGACUUUCUCUCUUCGCCCAGGCCUGGGCAAGAGAUGUUCAGGAUCCCUGGGCGCUAGAGAUCAUAUCUCAGGGAUACCUUCUAGACUUCAAAUUAUCUCCCCCAAGAGGGAGAUUUCAUCUGUCAAGGUUGUCAACAAACCAGAUAAAGAAAGAAGCGUUUCUACGCUGUGUACAAGAUCUGUUAUUAAUGGGAGUGAUCCAUCCGGUUCCGCGGUCGGAACAAGGACAAGGGUUCUACUCAAACCUGUUUGUGGUUCCCAAAAAAGAGGGAACUUUCAGGCCAAUCUUAGAUUUAAAGAUUCUAAACAAAUUCCUAAGAGUUCCAUCGUUCAAAAUGGAAACUAUUCGGACAA
Messenger RNA from Bombina bombina (fire-bellied toad), 2762 nucleotides. RefSeq lists its product as uncharacterized. Bases 937 to 2367 code for a protein of 476 amino acids. The transcript is spliced from 2 exons. The record is from RefSeq and is a predicted model, not a curated record. Lineage: Eukaryota; Metazoa; Chordata; Amphibia; Anura; Bombinatoridae.